Molecule: messenger RNA, 4662 nt
Organism: Nycticebus coucang (slow loris)
Lineage: Eukaryota; Metazoa; Chordata; Mammalia; Primates; Lorisidae
Gene: CDS1
Product: CDP-diacylglycerol synthase 1
Exons: 13
Coding region: 500-1885 (461 amino acids)
Cellular component (GO): endoplasmic reticulum membrane
Molecular function (GO): phosphatidate cytidylyltransferase activity
Source: RefSeq, a predicted model, not a curated record
AGGUGGAGGGGGCCUGGCCCUGCGGAGUCCCAGAGUCCAGCUCCGGGAGGCGGGGGGGGGCGGGGCCGGCACCCGCGGCCGGUGCCCCUGGGAGCGCCGCAGCCCGUCUCGCUUCCUCCAGCGCUCCCCGCCCCUUCACCUCCGCCCACCUGGGCCUCGGUGUGGAGGCGCGCACCUGGCAACCGGCGGCAGCUCCGCCGCGUCCCUGCCUUCCCCGCCGGGCCGGGCGCCCCGAGCCUGCCUGGGACCCCGAGGCUGCCCCCGGCGCCCGCCCCUCGCCCUGGUGCCUGCGCCGCGCUCGCUGGAGGCGGCCUCGAGCGCUCGCUCGUUGAUGCCGUUUUGGGGGUGACCCGGCCGGCGGCUCUAUAGUGGAGGAGGUUAGUGGCAGCGGCUCUGGGGGACGUCGAGUGCGCGGCCGCGGGGUGGCCGAGGAGCCAGCCUCCGAGACCCCGCCGUCGGGGCGCUGGAGGAGGCCGCCACGGCCGCGCGGGAGCGGGACAUGUCGGAGCUGAGGCACCGUGGAGGCUGCCCCGGCCCCGGGGAAGCGGUGGCGCCGCCACCCCGUGAAGGAGAGGCGGCCGGUGGCGACCACGAAACCGAGAGCACCAGCGACAAAGAAACAGAUAUUGAUGACAGAUAUGGAGAUUUGGAUUCCAGAACAGAUUCUGAUAUUCCAGACAUUCCACCAUCCUCAGAUAGAACCCCUGAGAUUCUCAAGAAAGCUCUGUCUGGGUUAUCUUCAAGAUGGAAAAACUGGUGGAUUCGUGGAAUUCUUACUCUGACUAUGAUUUUGUUGUUCUUCCUGAUCAUCUCUAUGGGGUCCUUCAUGCUGAUGCUUCUAGUUCUGAGCAUCCAAGUGAAAUGCUUCCACGAAAUUAUCACUAUAGGUUACAGAGUCUAUCGUUCUUACGAUCUACCCUGGUUUAGAACACUAAGCUGGUACUUUCUACUGUGCGUAAACUACUUUUUCUAUGGAGAAACGGUCGCUGAUUAUUUUGCUACAUUUGUUCAAAGAGAAGAACAACUUCAGUUCCUCAUCCGCUAUCACAGAUUUAUAUCAUUUGCCCUCUACCUGGCAGGUUUCUGCAUGUUUGUGCUGAGCUUGGUGAAGAAACACUAUCGUCUGCAGUUUUACAUGUUCGCAUGGACGCACAUCACUUUACUGAUAACUGUUACUCAGUCCCACCUUGUCAUCCAAAAUCUGUUUGAAGGCAUGAUAUGGUUCCUUGUUCCAAUAUCAAGUGUUAUCUGCAAUGACAUAACUGCUUACCUUUUUGGAUUUUUUUUUGGGAGAACUCCAUUAAUUAAGCUAUCUCCUAAAAAGACCUGGGAAGGAUUCAUUGGCGGUUUCUUUUCCACAGUCGUGUUUGGAUUCACUGCUGCCUACGUGUUAUCCAAAUACCAGUACUUUGUCUGCCCUGUGGAAUACCGGAGUGACGUGAACUCCUUUGUCACAGAAUGUGAGCCCUCCGAGCUUUUCCAGCUUCAGAGUUACCCACUCCCACCCUUUCUAAAGGCAGUGUUGAGACGGGAAACAGUGAGCUUGUAUCCCUUCCAGAUACACAGCAUUGCACUUUCAACAUUCGCAUCUUUAAUCGGCCCAUUUGGAGGCUUCUUUGCCAGUGGAUUCAAAAGAGCUUUCAAAAUCAAGGAUUUCGCAAACACUAUUCCUGGACACGGUGGGAUAAUGGACAGAUUCGAUUGUCAGUAUUUGAUGGCAACUUUUGUGCACGUGUACAUCACAAGUUUCAUAAGGGGUCCAAAUCCCAGCAAAGUGCUACAGCAGCUGUUGGUGCUCCAGCCAGAACAGCAGUUGAAUAUAUAUAAAACCCUGAAGACUCAUCUUAUUGAGAAAGGGAUCCUCCAGCCCACCUUGAAGGUGUAACUGGAUCUCGAGAGGGAAGAGCUGCCACGCGGGAUCCUUGCAGAGAAGCACUGAUGGAUGACAUUUUGUGAUUGUCCAGAAAAAUGGUUGCAAAUGUAAUAGAUUGAAAUUUUUACAGACACGAAUGUUUCUCUCUGAAAUUACUGUGAAUAUUUAACACACACUUACUUGAUCUAAAUUACGAGAUAAGUAGCAAAUCGCCAGCAAAAUAUCCUGUACUUUUUCUAAAGUAUAUUUUCUGAUGUGAACUAACUUCCUCUUAAUUGCUAGAUUACGUGAUUUAAAAGACUUGUGUUUUAAAGAGUCAAACCCUAUAAAAUGAGUAAGUUGAGGAUGUCUUAAAAUUGCGCCUGGCACUGUGCCCUUUUGCACAAAUAUUUACUUUUGUACUUGGAGCGGCUCUUAAUUUUAGCGAAAUGUUUUAUGCAAGGCACAGCAGGAAGUGGGUUCUCCUGAACUUCCUCCUCACAUUAUCUGAAGUAUUUUCUAAAGGGCUUAGUCAGAUCAAAACAAUAAAAAAAGACUGUCUACUUUUCAAAGCAGUAAUCAUUUGCCAGGGGAAAACAUUCUGUUUUAGGUAGGUUCAAAGCAUAGGAGAUAUUGUCCUCAGGAUACAGAGGAAAAAAAAAAAAUGAGGCAAGGGAACUUGAAAUUUCUGCCAUUAUUGGUUUGUUAGAGCAGGGAUCAAAUUCUACUUCUGAUUAAAUUGUGUGGAAAAACACAACCUCGCAACAAACUUGUCAAGAGAAACAGAAUUCUGCCAUGAAGACUACUGUGGACAGGUCCUGCUCAGAUGUACACAGAGGACAGGAGCCCAGGAGGCAGCCUGGACAGGGACAUGUGGCCCGGUCUCCUUUCCUUGUUCUCCCUGAACCAGCUUCCUAAGUUUUGCAGCCGCCAGGACAGAUGGGGGAGCACGUAGAGGGGGGUGGCUGAAGCACAGUGGGCGAUGCUGCACCAAGACAGGCCUGCCCUUGUCCCUGCUGCCUCCCCUCUGGUCCUAGGGCAGCGCCCUGGAGACUCACUGAGCAAGAAGGAAGCUCCGCCUGCAGACCGGCUCCCAGACCAGCUCCCACACUGAGCAAGAAGGAAGCUCCGCCUGCAGACCGGCUCCCAGACCAGCUCCAAGACCAUCUCCCAGUUCAUCUUUGUCCGAAUUGCUCUUUUGCUUCAUGUCACAAAUGUGAGGACAUCGGCUGAUGAUUUUUUUCUUGUAAGAAUGGAAAUCAAGCAGAAGUGAUUCCUACUAAAAAAAAAAAGCACACAGAUGCCAAACCUUUCCUUUGGUGGACUAGCCACUGUCACCAGAUGAGAAGGAGUUUCUCAUGAGUGGAUGGAUGAGCUGCUGCCACGCGCUCUCCACAGCCACACCUACGUCUCACUGUCCAGUGCUUCUGGUUAAAUGUUCAGGGGGAGAAAGAGGUCUAUUAUAAAGAGUAUUUUGCUAAUGAAAAGAGUAAAUAUUUUUGUUUAAAUCAGCAAUAAAUUUCAGUUAUUUUAUGCUUCAAUCGGGCUAUUACACCUAAAACAAAAGGCUGCAGGGCCACCUGGGGUCCGCAGGUGCUGUCCCCGCUCAGCCUCUGCAGGGGUUUCGUGGCCAGAGCAGACGUGAGUGUGCUGGGCACCCAGAGUCUCAUUUCUUGGGCUGGCAUGCUUUUGGCUGGCUCGUCUCCCCAGGACAGGCUCAGAGAGUUUCACACUAUUCCCUAAAAAUCCAGAACCGGCCCUGGAAGUGUUAUUAUAGGAGGGGAUGAUUACCUUGAAAACUGGGCUGCCUACAAGGUAAUUUUCAACACUUCACAUUUUUUAUUUGCACAUUGACAGCUUCGAAUUUUGAUCAUAAAAUAAUUUAGGAUAGCAGAGUUUAAAAAAAUUAAAUGAAAAUUUUGUGAUAGGAACUUAACAUUAAAAACUUGGCUGUCUGCACAAGUAAGAACUGCUUGGAGAUUCACAGAUCCCUCUACAUUCUUUGUUUUUUUUUUUUUUUUGCAGUUUUUGGCCGGGGCUGGGUUUGAACCCGCCGGUAUAUGGGGCUGGUGCCCUACUCCUUUGAGCCAUAGGCGCCACCCCCUCUACAUUCUUAUUUAAAGUAAUUGAUAAGACAGUGAGAUACAGAAUUAUAAGAGAGCAUUACUGAAGAUGUGGAUUACAAAAUCAAUAUUAUUAAAGAUAAGAUAUGAGGCUAGAAAUAUUUGGGGUCACCAUAAUAGGUUUUCUCAAAUACACUUUUAGAGGUGGGUGUACAUUACUCUAGAUGUAAAAAAUAAAUUCUUAAUUUUAACAGAGCUCUAAAAUUGACCUUUUUAGCGUACCUUUUUAUAGCACGUAUAUUAAAGUAGAAUAUAUUUUAGCAAAAGAUAGCCAUAUAACCCUGACUUGGAUCAUUUUUAUAUUUGCACUGAGAGGGCUUAAAUCCUCAUUAGCAGUGUGGUGGGGAAAAAAUGCAAUCCCAGGCUCUUCUUUCACAGCGGUGAUUAAUUGUUCCGAAUGGACUGGUUUGGGAGGUUCCCUGAAAGCUUGAUCUCCUGACCUGUGGGAUUGGACAGUUCCCUGCUCUCCCCCGUGGCGGGGGGGAGGGGUGCACAUUUCUUCUUUUUCAUUCAUGGUAUCUCUCCAUUUGCACUUGGAUUAGAGCAAAGAUAGAGACACUUUGUUCACCAAAGGAAAAGUGGGGACAGUUACUAUAUGCUGUGUGUGGGUGAUGGUUCACAGUGUGUCUUCAGUGCUCUGACUCUUACUGAAACUGAGAUAGGAAAAUAAAACGGAAACAAAUCACA